UGGGCAGCCUUCCUCUGCCUCCUCCUCUUCCUCCUCCUCCCGCUGCUCUGCUCAGCCCCCGAUGUUUCAAGGGGAAAUAAGCUUAAACUGAUGCUUCAAAAACGUGAAGCCCCUGCUGCCAUGAAGCCCGAGGUGUCGAUGAAAGAAAAAGCAGCCAAGGAAUUCCUCAGCAGCCUGCGGCGCAGCAGUAGGAAAAAUAGGAAAAAUGGGUUUAUGCAUCAGAAGCUGCAGCCUGGGGGCAAACACGAGGAGCCCACCCCUGAGAAGGUAAUUGCAAUAGUAAAGGUGCUCAAGCGCAUGUUUGAGCACUUAACAGCGGGCAGAAGGCGUAGGGGGAAGGGGGGUCCCAGCUGGGGCAAUUCCUGCACUCGGGGCCCUGAUCAUCCCACCGAGAAGCUUCAGGCUCGGAAAGCAGGUCUUGUCUUUUUAUUCCGGCAGAAAUUUGAAGACGACAUGUCCUACUGGACCAGCUUAGGGCGUGCCCGUAACGAGUACUACGGUGGAUACUACCAACACCACUACGAUGAGGAUUCGCCAAUUGGACCGCGAAAUCCACACGCCUUCAGGCACGGAGCCGGUGUCAACUACGACGAUUACUAA
Opisthocomus hoazin is the source of this 600-nucleotide messenger RNA. Lineage: Eukaryota; Metazoa; Chordata; Aves; Opisthocomiformes; Opisthocomidae. The record is from RefSeq and is a predicted model, not a curated record.